AUGUCUGGUGACAUUGCAACGAAUGAAACACUUAGUGAGAAUGGAUAUGCGUAUAAACAUUUUCAAAAAAUAAGCGAUCAUUACUCUUACAGGAGUCCUAAUACAAAUCCUGUUAAAUCAAUAAAGUCAUGGGAUUUAGAUCCACCUUAUCAUUCUGAUUUACUUGAAGAAUAUUAUUCAAAUGAUCAAAAGUAUGAUAACACUAUAGAAAAUGAUCAUAAUAUAAUCACAGACACAGAAACUAUGGCUAAUCCCUAUAACAACACGGAAAACUAUCCUACAAGACAUAAUGACGACCUUAUGGACAGAAAUGCUGAAAAUUAUGAUAAUAUGAAUUCUGUAUUAGCUGAUCCUUUUUUGACAAGCUACAAUGAUGACUAUAAACCUUCUGAUAUGUUUCAUAAUGAAGAUCCGAUUAUGCCUCAUUCACUGUGGGAAUCGCCUAGUGAUGCAGAUUUAUUGGAGAAUACUUACCAAGACAAUUAUCAGCCCUACCAGUUGGAUAAAGUAAGUAAUUAUAAACCUAAAGAGUUUUACCUACCUCCACAAGAACCAAUGGACACAAACACUACCUACAGUAUAGAUUAUCCACCCCGUUACUCUCGGAUGGAAAAAAGCUAUAAACCACACGAAGUCUACGUACCUCCUACGAUACCGAUUUCAAAUAUGACAACUUAUCAGUCAGAAUAUAAAGACCCUCCUUGGUCACCUAGAGAAAUGCCUUUCAGAAUGAAAGAUAACGAAACUUUUCCAAAGGGCAGGUUUCAAAGUGAAACGAGUUAUUUUACAGACUAUCCACCAAAAGAGGCCCAACCUGUGCACUGUUUCAAACCAUAUAGAGAGUAUAGAAUGCCUACAGAGCCUAUGUCUGGCCAAACAAAUUAUCAAACGGACUAUACAUUCCAACCAUACUCGAAACCGAAAUCGUACUCCCCUAUGUACGUCUAUCAACAACCUAAAAUACCAUUUCAUAAAAACACAAGUUAUUCCGAAGAAUUUCAACCUCAUCUAGUUUCAAAACCCAAAAGUUUUACACCCGUUUACGAGUAUCGAAAACCCAGAACAAAAAUGGAAGACACUACUGCUUAUAGUUCAGACUACAGACCAUGGCAGAUUAAAAGAGAUGACCCAUUUUAUCCCAAAGAUAAUCUUCGUUUACUUCAUGCUAAUAAUGAAAUGGUUACGAGUUAUAUGGAUGAGUUUCCGCCUAGGUAUGCACAUAAAUUAAAUCCUAUAAAACAAAAAGAAACCAGAUGGCUGAGCGAUGAAGCCUUAUCCAGUCAAACCACAUAUCUAACUGACUUUAGACCAGUUACUCCGAAACCAUCUAUGUCAUAUAAACCUAAGGAAUUUUAUAGAUCACCAAGUGUACCAGUAGUUUCACAGUCAUCCUACGCAGAAGAAUUCAUCCCGAGGUAUUCUAAGAAACAAGAUCCGGUUUUGCCUAAAACCAAUCUCAAAGUUUCAAAAAUGCCAAUGGAUAAGACCUCUUCAUAUUCAGAGGAAUUUCAAUACCGCAAGGCGAAGAAAACGGAAAAUUUAAAACCUGUAGACCGUUAUAAGCAUCCAACUGUACCAUUUUCUGGAAAGACAAGUUAUCGGACUGAAUUUCGUCCACCCUACAGAGAGUACAAAAAUAACCAAAGCUGCCCUCCAACCACACGUUAUUCAUAUCUCCAUCCUACUACCAAAGUCAACAUGACAACUUAUGCUAAUGACUUUAGACCUAGGAAAACACCAUCAAAGCUUCAACCAAUAGUGAAAGAAGAUAAUCUAAAAAUAAACUAUUUGAUUAACGAUGACCUAAAAACAAGUUAUUCAAUCGACUAUGUGAAUUAUUAUGAACCAUAUGUAAACUCAUACAAAAAGGACAGUGAAUUUAAUCAACCCAGUGAAAAUAUUCACAUUGAAACAACGAAUUCAAAUAAUCUCUUACCAAAAAUUAACGUUCAUAACACACAUCCUAAGACAACAAAAAAUUCUCCGCAAACUUCUGAUAAACAAAAAGUAAAUAACAAUUAUUCCAAUACAACAUACCAUCAGGAACAUACAAAACUACCACCUCUUCAACAAACAAAUCAGUUCCGACCACAGGACUACUAUGUUCCACCGAAAGUUAAAAUGUCAAAUGAAACAACUUAUUCAUGUGAUUAUAAAUGGCCUGAAUUUUUCAUCAGUGCAAACAAAAAUCCGAAUAAUCAUAAUAAUUUAAACAGUCCAUAUAACCACACUGAUAAUAAUUCCAACAACUUUAAUCAAUAUUCUAAUAAUGCUGAAUUCACUAAUACUGAUUUGUCUAAGCAUAGUUACACAGUGGCUGAAAAUUCUAAUGUCCUACCUAAUAUGUAUCCUGCAAAUAAUAAUCCCGAUUUCAAUGAUCAGAAUAAUAAUGGUGCUUUAGGUAAAUUUAUGGAUUUAAUGUCACAAAAUAGAACAGAUGAGUAA
Messenger RNA from Schistosoma turkestanicum, 2445 nucleotides. NCBI's taxonomy places the organism in Eukaryota, Metazoa, Platyhelminthes, Trematoda, Strigeidida, Schistosomatidae. The record is from the annotation of a GenBank genome assembly.